This is a messenger RNA of Beauveria bassiana ARSEF 2860, 471 nucleotides long. RefSeq lists its product as uncharacterized. The transcript has a single exon. The coding region runs from base 1 to 471 and encodes 156 amino acids. The record is from RefSeq and is a predicted model, not a curated record. NCBI's taxonomy places the organism in Eukaryota, Fungi, Ascomycota, Sordariomycetes, Hypocreales, Cordycipitaceae.
AUGCCUGUUGGAAUUGCGCAAGUUGUCAACGGCAUCGAGACCGCUGUUGACUAUGAAAACUUUGAAUCCAAACGCCGAUUCAUGGUCCUAGGAAGAUCGCCCUCACAGUGUGACAAUGGCAUACUACCCAGCUCAGACACAACGGAUGAUACUCUACCUUGGUAUGAUGCCCACCGAGACGACAAGUACAUCUGCAUCAUCGCCCUAGGUGUGGAACUACAUUUUUCAGAGCGCGACGGAGAGUUUUACAUAAUUACCGAUUCUGGACGCCAUAUAUCCUUAGGAUGGUUGACCAAUGGUACCAGAUAUGUACUGAGGUUCGAUCAUCUAACGCGGCCGCAUGGGAGCGAUGGCCUACGAAUUACAAUCUACAAGUAUGAAGAUGCGAUGAAGAGUUCUAAUAGGGAGAUUAGUGAGGCUGUCUUGAAGAGCUACGAGGCGAUUGCUGCCACGGUUAUUUCGUACACCUAA